Molecule: messenger RNA, 3120 nt
Organism: Tachysurus fulvidraco (yellow catfish)
Lineage: Eukaryota; Metazoa; Chordata; Actinopteri; Siluriformes; Bagridae
Gene: radx
Product: RPA1 related single stranded DNA binding protein
Exons: 15
Coding region: 264-2813 (849 amino acids)
Biological process (GO): regulation of DNA repair
Cellular component (GO): replication fork
Molecular function (GO): single-stranded DNA binding
Source: RefSeq, a predicted model, not a curated record
CACACGAAGAAGAGACCAAAAUAUUAGGCGGUAAUAAACACGGAAGUAAACAACAGUUACUUGUUUUUUUGGAAACUUUAUUCUACAGUUAGUCAGAACGCCGGCUUUAUUCAGUAAUUAUUGCGUUAAAAAGGUGUUUAUUUUAUUCUAAGACCGGUGUAAUAAAGGUAUAAGAGUGUGUGAUGUAAAUAUUUGAGUUAUUGAGACUUAAAAGUCAGUAUUAGCAAGUCAGUAAUACGGAUUGUAGGCAGUUUUUGAGCCGAAUGGCGGCCCGUAACGCCCCUGAGUCUGAGUUGUUGAGUGUUUUGGAGCAGCUCCGGUCCUCCAUUACGCUCCGUUUUAAACCCGUGACCCCGCUGCGUGUCCUCGUCCUCGCGCUGGACCGUUAUCUCGGCGCUCGAGCUGCUCCUGACAGCUACAGCUACGACGUGACGGUGACCGACGGCACAUGGCGCGUGAAGUGCUCCCUGUGCGCGGGGCUGAACCGCUCGGUGCAGCUGAACGCGCUGCGCUGCGGCUCCUGUGUUGAGAUCCAGCUGCUGUCUGUAGUUCACGAUGAGACGCGGCUCCAGGGCGCGUGUGUGUGUAUAGACGAGCUGCGGCUCGUUUUGUCCGACACACGCGUGCUGAUGUCGGUUACAGACCAGGAUGCGAUUCGCUGGUGGACGCUGGAGGCCGUCGGUCCUUCUGUAACGGCGCUCACCGACGUCCCUCUGCGGUACAACAGGAAACAUUAUUUAUCUCUGUGGAACAACGAAGAUCCGCACGGCGCGGUUUGGGUCCCUCACACUCCUCCACGGGAUGUGCAGAUAGACGUAUCCAAGAUUGCUUUUCUGAGUGAUAUGGAGUCAUUCUUGGCCAGACAGCCGUUACCUCUGCUAGUCCGAGUGCUGCACAGAUCUCGUUUACGCUACUACGGAAAACCUGAAAAAAACAUUGACUUCCCCUUUCAGGCGUAUUUCGAGGUGGCCGAUCAGAGCGGCGUCAUGUCCAUGGUCCUGUGGAAUGACCUGUGUCCUGAAUGGUAUCAGCGGCUGGUCGUGGGUUCGGUUCUUUAUUUGCAGAAUUUCACACUGAAACCCAGCUACCAGAACCGCUCCAGACCUCAGCUCAACAACCUGCCUCUCAUCUUCUACAAGUCCACAGAGAUCUGCUUGAACCCUCGGAGUCCGACAGCUAUCAUCACUGUAAUUCCUCAUAAAAGCAUUCAGCCUCAGUGGAACCUACCUGCCGUCACCUACAAUUUCUCUAGCAGACGUGAGGUCGAGAGGCUGGAGAAUAACCAGGCGUGUGACAUCAUCGGCCUGGUGAUGUACGUCAGCCGCGUCGAGCGAAUCAGGAACAGAGGACACGCACGUACGGUCCCAGAGACUUUCUGGACACACCGGUGGGUUCAUGCAGUGGACGGAACCUCAGACUCUCCCUUUAUCCUGGAGAUUUUUGCCUCUUCUCAGCCUGAGAUCUUUAACAGCAUCUGUCCCAUGUCGAUUCUCAUGUGUACUCACAUGCGUGUGUGUCGAGAGAGAGGUUCAGACUCGGGCUCAGGUUCAGACUCAGGUUCUGCUUUUUACCUGACCAGCAGCGCAGAGACUCAGCUCUUCAUUACAGGCUGUCACAGGAAGCAGCCGUAUGUGCACGACCCAAAGGUCAAAACUUUCAUCGAAUGGACGAAGACUUUGAAGGACAGUGUAGUACAAAGGAAGACUGCGGUGGGGGGUUAUUACUGUUACCCUCCUCCCCCAAAAACCUUCACACCAAAUACCAGCAGCAGUGGACCGAGUGAAGACUCGUUAAUACCCGUAGGGGACCUACGGAAGGAGUUAGAGAACCUGCAGUACCGGGAACACAAGCGAGUGGCGAUACAGUGCCGCAUCGCCGCAGUGCAGUACCACCGGUGGCCGAACCCCACGCCUCAGAGCGAACAGGCGGAUCACGACUUAUCGGGUGGUGCCAGAGCCUCCACCUCUUCCUUCAGCGCCGGAGCACAACAGAGCGAGACGUCGUCGGCUUCGUCAAGUAGCGAAGCCACGCGGUCUCUUAAGCGGAGGAGAGUAGAGCAAGCAGAGCAGAAGCAGUACUGGACCAGAGCCAAGCGAAAGUUCGAAAGACAGGAAAAGCCAGCUGAUCCCCAGGAGGACGAGGAGGCCGACAGAUCGCCCGACGAAGAGGAAGGUGCAAGACUUUACACGCCGUCACCUCAACCUGCGGACCACAGCGAGACAGGAAGCACACCCGACACACAGGGAUCUUCCUCUCACCCCGCUGCAUCAUGGGAGAGCAGCGUGUGGUCGUUACUCAGGCAGGACGUCACGGAUCACGUGUGCUGUGGCUCUCUGGAUCGCGACAGCGUUACGGAGAAAUUCAGUUUUGACGACCGAGACCCCAUCCUACACAGGAUCAACCUCAGCCCUGCGAAGUGGAGCCCUGAGCAUCCGUCAGACACCAGCUCGGGCACACACACACCCGCCUACUUAACAGGAUACCUCACGCUCACUUUGCUCGGAUUGAAUCAGCAGGCGGCGGUCGACUCCUUCUUCCUCCCCACACUUUGUGCCGAGGAUCCGCGAGCGGUCGGGACGUCCUCGGGUCUCCAUGACAACACACUGAUUUCAUGUCUCUGCACAGGUCGCGUCUGUCCUCAGGCCAACUUCUCAGUAGAGACGUUACUGAGCUCCGCCUCAGCCCUGGAGGACGAGCGGGUGGUGUGCGUGUUGGACGUGUGUCUGCUGGGUGACAACCGGUUCGAGAUUGUCUGCUCUAAAGUGUACAGGAGCGCAGAUAUCAUUAGAUCCACACCCGUGUUCAGGGAGUAAACUCAUCCCAGUUCUCUUACUUUCAUACCUUACUAAAGCAGGGGGCAAAAAAUAUUGGAAAUGUUUCCACAAAGGUCCUCUUCAUAAUAUAAUGCUGUUCAGUUCAAUAACCCACAAAAGCAUUCAGGUUUGAUUCUGUUAAAUCAAGCCACAAUUACAUUUAUAAUUUAUUAAUUAUUAUUAUUUUAUUUUAUUCAGUUCCGGUUUGCAAAAUAAAAUGUUUAAUGGUUCUGCAUUUCAUACGGUACAGAAUUUAACCUACAGGAAGUUAAAGAAUGCAGCCAAAUAAAAUUAAUUUAUUGAGGUA